AGGAAUAUAUUCAGUAACUAUUUAGUCGUAGGCUUCAUCACAUUGAAGAAACAGAAAUCAAAUAUGAAGGCGAUUGUUAUUAUAUUUGCUUUCACCAUUGUUACUGUUCUGGGUAGUGGUCUCACAGACGAACAAAAAGAAAAGCUAAAACAAUACAAAGAAUCUUGUAUCGCUGAAUCUGGCGUGGAUCCAACUGUUGUAGAAAAUGCGAAAAAAGGGGAAAUAGAUGUAAAUGACGAAAAAUUAGCCUGCUUUCUUAAUUGCAUAGUAAAGAAAAUCGGAAUUAUAAAUGCAAAUGGAGACAUUGACUGGGAAGUAGCUCGUGCAAAAGCACCGUCCAGUUUAUCACAAGAGCAAAUCGAGCGCAUACAAACUAAUUGCCAAAAUGUUGCUGGAAGUGGUUGUCAAAAAGGAGCCAAUUUGGUUAAAUGUUUCAAGGAAAACAAGAGUUCUGUUUUACAUUAACGGAUGAGGCCAAACGUUACACAAUUUAAUUGGAUUUAAUUAAAUUUCUUUUCUACUUUAGAUAACAUUAAAAUGUUAUUUUACAUUUAUGCAUUGCUGUAGAAUUAUGUUAAGAAACAAAUAAAUAGACGUUCUGCUUUAGCUUAAAAAUAAAA
Nylanderia fulva is the source of this 620-nucleotide messenger RNA. RefSeq names its product general odorant-binding protein 56d-like. Gene Ontology annotation, molecular function: odorant binding. NCBI's taxonomy places the organism in Eukaryota, Metazoa, Arthropoda, Insecta, Hymenoptera, Formicidae. Gene Ontology annotation, biological process: sensory perception of smell. The record is from RefSeq and is a predicted model, not a curated record.